Staurois parvus is the source of this 446-nucleotide messenger RNA. Lineage: Eukaryota; Metazoa; Chordata; Amphibia; Anura; Ranidae. The record is from the annotation of a GenBank genome assembly.
AGGCAGUGGGCUCCGAGUCAACUGGUAUGACCGCGGGCACUGGGUCAGACAUUGGAUCGUCUGACUGGACAGCGGGCACUGGGUCACCAGGCAUCAGGUCAUUUGGCUCGACAGCGGGCACCGCGUCAUCUGGCAAGGCAGUGGGCUCCGAGUCAACUGGUAUGACCGCGGGCACUGGGUCAGACAUUGGAUCGUCUGACUGGACAGCGGGCAUCGGGUCACCAGGCAUCAGGUCAUUUGGCUCGACAACGGGCACCGCGUCAUCUGGCAAGGCAGUGGGCUCCGAGUCAACAGGCACGACAGUGAGCACCGGGUCAUCAGGUACCGGAUUGUCUGGCUCGACAGGGGGCAUCGGGUCACCAGGCAUCAGGUCAUUUGGCUCGACAGCGGGCACCGGAUCAGGUACCGGAUCAUCUGGAUCAACAGCGGGCAUCGAGUCAACUGGC